Molecule: messenger RNA, 1283 nt
Organism: Oryza sativa Japonica Group (Japanese rice)
Lineage: Eukaryota; Viridiplantae; Streptophyta; Magnoliopsida; Poales; Poaceae
Source: RefSeq, a predicted model, not a curated record
ACCAAGCUACACCCUGAUCGAUCCCCUCCUACUCUCUCUCUGAUCUCUCCUAGACUCUAGUAGCCUUAGCUAGCUACAAAUGGUGAUGGCCAUGGAGAAGAAGAGGUUUCCAACGCUGGCCCAGGUGGCCAAGAUGGCGUCCCUCCUCCUCCUCUUCCUCCUCCUCCCCUUGGUGCCUUCCUCCCUCAGGCAGCCCUACCUCUACCUCCUCUUCAACGCCCUCGUCGUCGCCCUCGGCGUCGAGGCCGGCUUCCUCGCCGCCAUCUCCAGCGGCCCGCGCGACGACAAGCUGCUGCCCAAGCCGGCCGCCGCCGCCGCAGCUCUGAGGCUGAGCCACAGCAAUAGACCAGGUGAAGUCGACGUCGCUGCGGCGGCGACCAACGGUCGUCAUCACCAUGUCAACGGUAGUAGCAGUAGCAGCGCUGUAAUUGUGGCCGCUUCACCAUCCUUGACACCGAAGGCGGCGGCGUUAGAGGCUGCAGCCGGCAGCAGGGACGUCGUCGUCAUCGCCGGCGGUGCCAUGCCGGCGGCAGCGGCGGCCAAGAAGUCCAAGAAGAUGAGGAGGUGCCCGUCGAGGGCGAGCCUCUUCUUCAUCGGGGGCGGGGACGGCGAGGACGUCGUCGUCCACGAGGAGGAGGAAGGGUGCUGGACGAAGGGCGGCGGCGGGGGCGGCGGCGAGCAGAUGAUGAGCAAGCAAGAGCUGUUCACCAAGGCGGAGGCGUUCAUCGGCAACUUCUACAAGCAGCUCAAGAUGCAGAGGGAGGAGUCGUGGAAGAAGUUGCAGGAUCUGUACCACCACCACCACCACCACUACAAGACCACGGCCUUGUAGCUUUGCUAGGGCUCUCAUCAGUUGGUCACAACUCCAAGUCUGAUCAUACUCCAAGUAUAUAGUACACAACUGAUCAAAAGGCAUGCAUGCAUGAUGCAUGUGCCUUACCGAUCAUAACUUAAUUAAUUCUACAUCUAGUAUAUAUAUAGGGAGAACAUAUAUGUCAUGCAGAUGUUUGCAUUUGUUGGUAGGGGGGAUAUGAUAUGUGUCUACAGGUGCAGGAUUGGAGCAGGGGAGGAAGCAACAGAUAUUAUGUUGUUGUGUUUCUCAUUCUUUCCUUCAUCCAUAGAUUAACUACUUUGAUUUGGAUGGCCAGUUGGCUAGUCUUGGGGUUAAAUAUUUCAAGGUUAUAGGAGAGGUUGAUUUCUCCUAAAGUAAGAAAUGUUAUGGAAAGGAGUUGUUCUGGUCUUCCAUCUUGAUGACAUAUAUAUGCAUGCAUAAUGGUUUUCUA